Molecule: messenger RNA, 553 nt
Organism: Camelina sativa (false flax)
Lineage: Eukaryota; Viridiplantae; Streptophyta; Magnoliopsida; Brassicales; Brassicaceae
Source: RefSeq, a predicted model, not a curated record
UAUUGAAAGGAUUUAUUAAACAAAGAAGACAUAUCAUAGAGAAAAGAAGGAUUGGAGAUCUGAUGAUGAAGAUUUAUAUUGUUAUGUUGAUAUUGCUUGUUGCAAGAGCAUCGUCGUUCAAACCUUAUCGUGGAUGUGGCGUAACGAAAGGUUAUGAAGAUUUUGGUUAUUGUUCUAAGUCAUUGAGGCUGAAUACACCAUUCUUCCCUCCUAUUCCACAAUGCUGUAACAACUUAAAAAUUGACAAGAUGUAUUGUAUAUGUGAUGCUGUCAACCCUCGAUUGGCUGAGCAGAUUGAUGUGAAAAAACUCAGUUUACUGUCUCAGGCAUGUGGUGAUCUAUUAGUUCCUGGCUCUUACUGUGGAGUAUACAAAGUCCCCGGUGGUGCAUGAGAGGAGAAAAUUAAAAGGCUUACUUCUUCUAUUUCUAUAUAUAAUAUAUGGUUAUUUGGCAUUUAUGAUAAAAGCAGACUUAUUUAUCUUAAAUUAUAUGUUUGUGAAAAUAUAAUCGACCAUAUAUAUUUCAUCAACAAAAAGGAGUUUUAUUAAAUGUG